This is a messenger RNA of Sporothrix brasiliensis 5110, 207 nucleotides long. RefSeq lists its product as uncharacterized. The record is from RefSeq and is a predicted model, not a curated record. The transcript has 2 exons. NCBI's taxonomy places the organism in Eukaryota, Fungi, Ascomycota, Sordariomycetes, Ophiostomatales, Ophiostomataceae. Bases 1 to 207 code for a protein of 68 amino acids.
AUGUUGAUGCCUCAGCCUUCACUACGACGAGACCGCAUGCAGGGUGGUGAAAGCGGACACGGCACCGGCGGUGUCGCCUGGAACGAGCACAUGGUGGACGCGCCGAAGCUAAUCGAGGAGGCCACACUACAGCUGCUGGCCUGGCACGCCAACCUCGCACUCAGCAAUGGACCCGAUUCCAACGUCUGCGUGCGCCCCUCAUGCUGA